GUGGGGAUGGGCCGAAACCACGAGGCUGCGCGAGGGCUUCAAGUUUCCAAGUGGCACACGAAUCGAGCUUUCAUCGUCGAAUGCAGCGUCGAAUUCGGUAUCCAGAACCCUCUUCUUCCUCAUUCCGGCCCCACCCAAUUCACCCAAGGCCUGGAUUCUGAAGCUGCGCACCCAGGAAGGGAGAGGAUGAGAAUGAGAGUUUGGUUUCUUCUUCUGGCAAAUUGAGAUCGAUCACCACGCCCACGCUCUUCGAGGCUCAUCGCUGUGACGGCGUAUCGGUUUGUGUCACGGAGCCGCGCUUUGCUUGGAAGCAAGAUUGUGAGAGGAAAUUUGGAGUGGAUCGUUGGCAUGGCGCGCAUGCCAUGGCGUCGCACGCUACACCUCCUCCACCGCUCCAUGACGGCGCCUGCUCGCCCCGCCGCUCCUUUCUCUGACGAAUUAUGUAGUGAAACAUCGUGGGCUCUGUCGACGAGAGUAGCGCAUUUUUUCUGUCAAGAUCAAAGUUCUGGUGCCGGAAUAGGUGCGCUGCUUGGGCAUUCAAGUGGUUUCAAUCGACGUUGCAAUGCUGAACGCGGCAAUGAAUCCAUUAAGGCGGCUGCCAGGCGAAGUUUCCAUUCAACAGGUGUCCAACAUAUGGCUCGACAGAACUUUUACGAUGCUUUAGGAUUGAAAAAAGGUGCCAGUGCAAAGGAAAUCAAAUCUGCCUAUUAUAAGCUGGCCAAACAAUGGCAUCCGGAUGUUAGCAAAGGGAAUGCCGAGGCGGAGAGGAAAUUCCAAGAGAUACAACAAGCAUAUGAGGUUUUGAAGGACGAUGAGAAACGAGCCAUGUAUGAUCAAGUUGGCCACGAUGCAUUUGAGCAAGCAGCUGCUGGGGGUGCUCCUGGUGGUGGUGCCGGCUUUGGAGGGUUUGGCGGAGGCUUUGAAGGGUUUGGCUUUGGUGGGGAUGCUUUUGGUGGAGGCAUGGAUGAGGUGCUUCAUCGAGUGUUUGGAGGAGGCAGAGAAGGGCGACCACACGUGCAGGUUCAGUUGGAUUUAACUUUCAGGGAGGCUGCCCAAGGUUGUUCGAAAGUGGUGAAUUUUCAGACGACUGUUCGGUGCCAACCCUGCAAUGGAAGUGGGCUGCCCCCAGGAGUACAACCUCAGACAUGUAAAACCUGCAAAGGACGUGGCAGGAUUGUAGUGCAGCAAGCGUUCUUCACUUUUGAGUCAACUUGCUCCACAUGUGGUGGAUCUGGUCACAUGGUUAAGGAUCAUUGUCGUAGUUGCCAAGGGGCCGGAGUUGUGAAGGGAAACAGAGAAGUGAGAGUGGAUAUUCCUGCUGGAGUGGAAAGUGGGACAACCUUAAAGGUGCAUGGAGAGGGUGGAGAAGGACCCAAAGGUGGCCGACCUGGGAAUCUCCUGUUGCAAAUCAGAGUACAACCUGACAAGGUAUUCAAAAGAGAAGGAGCAGACAUAUAUGUGGAUAUUCCGAUUCCUUUUACCCAGGCCAUCUUGGGUGGUUCGGUGCAAGUUCCUACGUUGACUGGUGAUGUAGUACUGAAGAUUCGACCUGGCACACAGCCUGGACACAAGCAAGUCAUGAGGGGCAAAGGCGUAAAAGUUUUGAAUUCGAGGCACCAUGGUGAUCAGUACGUGCUGAUUAACGUGACUAUUCCUACGAAUAUCACACAGAGGCAACGACAACUUAUUGAAGAGUUUGCUGGAGAAGAAUCUUCAGAGCCCGAGACAGCCGCUGCUGAAGGCAGUGGAUGACGCCAGGCCUUUACAAGAUUUUUUCGGUGGUUUAAACCAGAGUAGCUGGGUACGAAAGCUUUGUAUGAUUUUAAUGCCGAGGGUUGCUCCUUGCGGACCAUUACUUCUCCGUGAAGUUAGCUUGGGAAGCGAUUUAUGACUCGAUCAGUGCUGUUGCGCACGCAUUUACUACGAGCAAUUAGGUGUGCUAUUGAUCAUAAUUUUAACAAGCUCGAUAGUAGAAAGCUGCAAGAAAAGUGACAAGGAAUUUCUUUAGUCCUACGAUACUUUCCCCUAGUCAUGAUGCCAACCGUCUUGUUGCAACUUCCCUCUUAUAGUGCUUAUCGAGUAACCAGAUUUUUUGUUUGUUUGUUUUUUUUUUUGUUUUUUUUUCCCCUUCAAAUCAGUGCUCCCUGAGGGAUAAUGGUCGACGCAUAUUGACAAGUACCUAACAAGGUUAGCUCUCGCCGGGGAAAUCUUUAGAGCCAGAGACAUUUUUAUCAAACGUUGAUGGAGAAACAGUUGUCUAAUAUGCUAGGUAGGGAGUGAUUAGUAAAUUUUUUGGUACCCCUUUAUUUAGUAGGGUGACAAGAAAGAGGUGGCUCUGCAGAAAACUGGCGUAGCCUAUAGCAGGUAAAUUGUAGCUAUUGUAGGUGAGAGAUUUUGAAGUUAGAACGGAAUUUGAAGUACCCUGGAGAGUUUUCCUCAUCGCAAGUGAUUCUUAGUUAUUUAGGUUAGCAAACAAGUUCUUAUAUAAGCUUCACAUCAUGCAGUUUUGACUGCUUUUGCAAAUGACCAUUAUGGAUGCUUUUGCAAAUAAACAUCCAUUAUUUCUUUUUGCA
Physcomitrium patens is the source of this 2573-nucleotide messenger RNA. Its product is annotated as chaperone protein dnaJ GFA2, mitochondrial. The record is from RefSeq and is a predicted model, not a curated record. Gene Ontology annotation, molecular function: heat shock protein binding; ATP binding. Gene Ontology annotation, cellular component: cytoplasm. Gene Ontology annotation, biological process: response to heat; protein refolding. Lineage: Eukaryota; Viridiplantae; Streptophyta; Bryopsida; Funariales; Funariaceae.